AUGGCGGACGGUGAGAGGUCCCCGUUGCUGUCUGAUAAUCGCGAUGGAAUAACUGGGAUGUCACCUGGAGAGGCGCCCUACGCCUUUCCGAAUAAACCCCAGAGUUUCCCGCAGUUUCCCAGCCCUCCUCAGUCCUCUGCUCUCCUAGAUGAAGCUCCCCCACCUUAUUCCCCACUGGGCUCUCCUGAGAGCGGCAAUGCUCCCGUCAUCAGCUGCAGAGUGUGCCAGUCUCUCAUUAGUGUAGAGGGCAAGAUGCACCAACAUGUUGUCAAAUGUGGUGUCUGCAAUGAGGCAACACCCAUAAAGAAUGCUCCCGCAGGUAAAAAGUAUGUGCGCUGUCCAUGUAACUGUUUGCUGAUCUGCAAAGUCACCUCACAAAGGAUUGCCUGUCCUCGACCUUAUUGCAAGCGGAUUAUUAAUUUGGGGCCAGUCCAUGCAGGUGUGGGCAGUCCAGACCCCCGGCCCGUCGGAGCCAGAGUGUCCUGUGGACACUGUGGUAACACCUUCUUGUGGACAGAGUUUACAGACCGGACAUUGGCUCGCUGUCCCCACUGCAGAAAAGUCUCAUCCAUUGGUCAAAGGUACCCCAGGAGACGGAGCCUGCUUUGUUUCUUGUUGUGUUUGAUCUUCACCAUAGCAACUGCCGGCCUCAUAGCUGGUACAUAUUCGAAGGCUCUGAAAUAUAGAGGAAUCUAUGCAUCCUGGGUCUUUUUCAUUCUGCUGGUGCUGAUUAGCCUUUAUAGAGCUCUGCACUGGGCCUGUAUGAGGAUCAGUGAACCACUGCAGGUUCACCCAUAGAGCAGUGGAGGAGGA
Molecule: messenger RNA, 813 nt
Organism: Chanos chanos (milkfish)
Lineage: Eukaryota; Metazoa; Chordata; Actinopteri; Gonorynchiformes; Chanidae
Gene: pip4p1b
Product: phosphatidylinositol-4,5-bisphosphate 4-phosphatase 1b
Exons: 7
Coding region: 1-798 (265 amino acids)
Biological process (GO): phosphatidylinositol dephosphorylation
Cellular component (GO): lysosomal membrane; phagocytic vesicle membrane; late endosome membrane
Molecular function (GO): phosphatidylinositol-4,5-bisphosphate 4-phosphatase activity
Source: RefSeq, a predicted model, not a curated record